Trichosurus vulpecula (common brushtail) is the source of this 2795-nucleotide messenger RNA. RefSeq names its product hydroxyacyl-CoA dehydrogenase (gene HADH). Gene Ontology annotation, biological process: fatty acid beta-oxidation. Bases 242 to 1195 code for a protein of 317 amino acids. NCBI's taxonomy places the organism in Eukaryota, Metazoa, Chordata, Mammalia, Diprotodontia, Phalangeridae. The record is from RefSeq and is a predicted model, not a curated record. Gene Ontology annotation, molecular function: NAD+ binding; (3S)-3-hydroxyacyl-CoA dehydrogenase (NAD+) activity. The transcript has 8 exons. Gene Ontology annotation, cellular component: mitochondrion.
GUGGCUGCCAGGUUGCCGCCCUUGAGACGUUUCAAACCAGAGGCUGCAGAACUUGACCAAUGGGGUGCAGAACGUUGGGGGCCGAACGUUCCGCGACCUCCCUCCACCCCGCCCUCUUUUCCCUUUGUGACGUCUCUGGUCACCCUCUCUCCGGCCUCUAUAAUCUGUGCCUUUUCCUCCGCCGAUUUACGCGGCUCUAGAUACCUUUGCUGAGAAAGUGGUGCUUACCUGCUGCUAGACCAUGGCCUUCGUCACCCGACAGUUCGUGCGCUCCCUGGCUUCCUCUUCCUCCGCCACUGGACCCGCGGCCUCGGCCAAGAAGAUCCUCGUCAAGCACGUGAUUGUCAUUGGAGGUGGGCUCAUGGGUGCUGGGAUCGCGCAGGUUGCCGCAUCAACUGGACACACGGUUGUAUUAGUGGACCAAACAGACGAGAUCCUGGCCAAGUCCAAAAAAGGAAUUGAAGAAAACCUCCAGAGAGUUGCCAAAAAGAAAUUUGCAGAGAAUCCUCAGGCUGGUGAUGAAUUUAUUAAGAAGACCUUGAGCAACAUAUCUUUGAGCACAGAUGCUGCUUCUGUGGUCCAUAGCACUGACUUGGUGAUAGAAGCCAUCGUGGAGAACCUGAAAGUGAAAAAUGAGCUUUUCCAGAGGCUGGACAAGUUUGCAGCAGAACACACGAUCUUUGCCAGCAAUACUUCCUCUUUGCAAAUCACAGACUUAGCCAAUUCUACCACUAGGCAAGACCGAUUUGGGGGGCUCCAUUUCUUCAACCCUGUGCCCAUGAUGAAGCUGGUAGAGGUCAUCAAGACACCAAUGACCAGUCAGAAAACAUUUGAAUCUCUCAUGGACUUCAGCAAAGCUUUGGGAAAGAAUCCAGUAACUUGCAAGGAUAGCCCUGGAUUUGUUGUAAACCGUCUCCUUGUGCCGUAUCUUAUGGAAGCAAUCAGGAUGCAUGAAAGAGGGGAUGCAUCAAAAGAAGAUAUUGAUAUAGCCAUGAAGAUGGGAGCUGGUUACCCCAUGGGUCCAUUUGAACUCCUGGACUAUGUUGGUCUAGAUACCACCAAGUUCAUUGUGGAUGGAUGGCAUCAAAUGGAUUCGAAAAACCCAUUAUUCCAACCUAGCCAAUUGCUAAAUAAAUUGGUAGAAGAAAAGAAGUUCGGCAGGAAGACAGGAGAAGGUUUUUACAAACACAAGUGAUCCCCUGGGUCUCUUGAGUGGGAGGAAAUCUCUGUCAGCAGGCACCAAUUGGCCAUCUCAAGAACCCGGCGGGAAUACUGUUUGGGCAGAAGUUCCCUCACCCAGCCUGCUCUGAUCUUUGUGCAUUUUGAUUGUUAUCUGUCUGAAGAUUAUUUUGCACUCAUUAUGUAAUAACACAUUUCUCUAUUUGGGAACUAAUUGGGUUUUUUUCAGUCUGUCUCAGUUUUUCUAUAAGCUUUAUGCCCUUUGUGCCUUGGAGCAAAUGAUGCCUUUGAAUCUGUUCAUUUUCUUGUAAAAUUAUAUACUCGUAAAGAAGGUGACACCUCUUCGUGUCUUCUCCUCUUUGGAGAACGCAUGUAUUAUUGGUGUCGUGUGUGUCUGUGUGUGUACGUAUUUGAGCUGUGCUCUCUUUGAUCCAGCAGGUGGCAGUGUGUACCUAGCCUUUUAGGAGACUAUGUGCCAUAAUAACUUACCUGCCUUAUGAGGUUUCACCAUAUUGCUAGCAUCAAAUUUGAAACAAUCUGACCAGACACUGAAGAAUAUAAACUUCGGUUUUAAUUCAGUUCUUUUUCAGAAGAAAAACAUAAUCUCAUGAUAUUGCACUUAAUAAAGAAUGAGUACCAUUUUUCUCCUUUUUCCUGAUCAUCCACAUUUUCCUCCAACCCUUUUGGAAACCACUAUAUAGAUUGGAUUUAGUUAGAGAUAGAAACCAACAAAAUUUAAUAAUAAUCUUAAGUAAUGAUAAAAGUACAGUUCGGUACUUUAAAACAAACACUCUGCUUAAAUUUCUUCCCCCCAGAAAUGGCAUGAGGGUAGGGAUUGGGACUUAGGAAAUAAUUCUGGUCUAAAUCUUCAUGGGGCUAUUAUUUUCAUAGGUUCCUUUUCCUUCAUGGUAUAAAAAGAGAUCUCUGAUUACUUAAGAUGAUAUCAAUUCAUCAUAAUGUCAGUUUCUUGGAGUAAAGGGAUCUAGGCUUCCUUUAAUUUGAAAUUAGUUUGAAAAGGUAUCUUCAAAGAUGUGGGAUGUUAAGAUUGGAAAAGAUCUUAGGCAUUGUCUAGCCCAACUCCUUCAUUAUACAAAUAGGGAAACUGGAGUCCAGAGAAGUUAAGUGCACUGACCACGGUCACACAGCUGAGCUGGGAAUUAGAAUCAGAGUGGUAGGUGACAGGAUAAAAUAUUGGGAUGAAGCUGGGAAAAAAACCAAACCCACAGGCCUAGUCCCUCCUCCCUAAAAGUCAUUGUUGGAUUAUAUAUUGGGUUAAAAGUUCAAUGCUAGGAAAAUGGGAGAGGGUGAGGGAGCUUUUUUUCUAUAAUCACACAUUAGCAAAAAAAAAGAAUUCUUUCAACUAAAACAAAACUAAAAUGAGCACAUGCCUAUGUAUAUGUAUGUAUAUAUGCACACAUAUCAAUCUGCAGUGUGUAUGGGUAUAUAUAUAUAUAUAUAUGUAUGUCUAUCAUUUGAUGAAUGUACACUCAGAACAGUCUAAAGAAAUUGAGGCUUCUCUGAACAUUUUUAUAAAAUGUUUCCUAAGAAAACAAAGGAAACACCUGUAUAGCUGCCCCUGUUUCCAUGUAAUAAAGGUUAACCAUGUGGUCUAACAA